Messenger RNA from Sphaerodactylus townsendi, 4256 nucleotides. RefSeq names its product PR/SET domain 13 (gene PRDM13). Lineage: Eukaryota; Metazoa; Chordata; Lepidosauria; Squamata; Sphaerodactylidae. Gene Ontology annotation, molecular function: protein binding. The coding region runs from base 120 to 2174 and encodes 684 amino acids. The record is from RefSeq and is a predicted model, not a curated record. Gene Ontology annotation, cellular component: nucleus. The transcript has 4 exons.
CGCAGGCCUCCCUCCCUCCCUCCCUCCCUGCCCGCCGCCUCUGCCGCUCUGUCACUCCAACCUCGGGUGAGUCCGGAGCGCCCGCCGCCUCGCCCAGCCUUCACCCACAGGCAGCGAUCAUGCAGCCCAGCCGGCCUCCGCCGGCCGCCGGCGUCUCCGCGGAAAGCUGCAUCCCGGCUGGCUUGCGCCUGGGCCCGCUGUCCGGCACCUUCAAACUGGGCAAGUACCUGUCCGAUCGCAGGGAGCCGGGACCCAAGAAAAAGGUCCGGAUGGUGAGAGGGGAACUGCUGGACGAAGCCGGGAGCUCUGCUGGGGAGUGGAUGGGGUUAAUCCGGGCCGCCCGGCACGCGCAAGAGCAGACCUUGGAGGCGAUCGCGGACCUGCCGGGAGGACAGAUCUACUACCGGACGCUGCGGGAUCUGCAGCCGGGGGAGGAGCUGACGGUGUGGUACUCCAACGCCUUGGCUCAGUGGUUCGACAUCCCCACUACGGCGACUCCAACCCACGACGAGAAAGGUGAGGAGCGCUACAUCUGCUGGUACUGCUGGCGGACCUUCAAGUACCCCAACAGCCUCAAGGGCCACGUCCACUUCCACUGCGUGCUCAACCACGGCCGCUGCUUCCUGGGGCCCGAGCACGGCCGGCCGGCCGAGCUGUUCAGCGCCUCUCCCAAGCCAGCCGCGACCCCGGCGACCUUCCGGCCCCCUUGCCCCGGCGGGGCCCGGGACAGCAUCAAGCGGGAAUCCCCCAGCUCGCCGCCCCUGGCCCGGGCGGGCGGAGGAGGGCGCAAGGCGGCCAAAGAGGAGCUGGAGCGCGCCCUGGACAUGAGCCUCCCGGCGGGCCGCAGCCCGGGCUUGGGGUUGCUGGGCAGCAGCUCGGCCUUCUACCCCGGGGCCAAGUCGGCCUUCAAACCCGCCGGCUUGGCCAAGGGCGGCCUGGCGGAGGCGGCCUUCCGAGAGGAGGGCAAGGGCAGCUGCUUCAGCAAGCUCCUAGGGGGUCUCAAGCCCGGCCGCUCGGCCAGCCAAGCCCCGCUGGGCGCCGCCUGCAGCCCCCAGCCCCACGCGCAUCCCCAGCCGCCGCCGCCGCCGCCGCCGCCGCCCCACCAUCACCAUCACCACCAUCAUCACCACCCGCCGCCCCCGCCCCCCAAAUGCGGAGGCCAGGCGGACCCAACGCCCCACUACUCUGGAGGCGUGAGGGGCUUCCCGCUGCUCUCGCACUUCGAGGAGACGUCGGCCUUUAAGCACGUCGAGCGGGGCCUGCACGCCAGCCUCUCGCCCUCCGCCGGCCGCUACCCGCCCCUGCCCAGCGGGGGGGCCGGCCUGGCCCUGGAGCGCUUCGCCGCCCUGCCGCCCUACUCGGGCUCGGCCGAGUGCCCCCUGCCGCCCUUCCUGCCCUUCACGCUCUACAACGGCGAGCUGCUCUACAGCGCCCCCUACUACCCGCUCAAGCUCCACUUCGGCAACCUGCUCAAGUACCCGGAAUCCGUCUCCUACCUGAACGGCGCCGCAGCAGCCGCCGCUGCCGCCGCCGCCGCCGCUGCCGCCGCCGGGCUAAACGCGGCCGAGCUGGGCUCGCUGGCGGGCAUCGACCGCGAGAUCGCCAUGCACACGCAGCAGCUGUCCGAGCUGGCGGCCGAGAAGAGCCGCGGGCGGCUGGAGGGCUUGGCGCCGCCCCCGCCCGCCGGCCCGGCGCACGGCAAGCCCAAGAGCGGCCACCUGUGCCUGUACUGCGGCAAGCUCUACUCGCGCAAGUACGGCCUGAAGAUCCACAUGCGGACUCACACCGGCUACAAGCCGCUCAAGUGCAAGGUCUGCCUGCGGCCCUUCGGCGACCCCAGCAACCUCAACAAGCACAUCCGCCUGCACGCCGAGGGCAAUACUCCCUACCGCUGCGAGUUCUGCGGCAAGGUGCUGGUCCGACGCCGCGACCUGGAGCGCCACGUCAAGUCCCGCCACCCCGGCCAGAGCCUGCCCAAGGGCGCCGCCGGCGGGGGAAAGGAGGCGGGCCAGGGGGGCGCCCCUGCCGCCCUGGCGCCUCUGGAGCCAAAGACGGACAACGAGAGCGACGUGGACGUCUGCUUCACCGACGAGCAGAGCGACCAGGACACGGGCGGCGGCACCAGUAGUAGCAGUAGCAGCAGCGGCGGCGGCGGGGCCAAGGAGCAGCAAUGAGGGCCGCCCAUCCGGUGCCGCCGCCGCUGCCGCCUCUGCCUUCGGGACUCCCUCCGCAGGAGCGGCGCCUUUCCACGCUGCCGGGUCUGGUCUCUUUGGAGCUAAAGCUUGGAGGAACGCAGGGGGGUGGUGGGGGUGGAGGUGGCUGCGUCCAAGCCCGGCUUCCCGUCGACGCUCAGAGCCGGACGCCGAAGCAGAGGAUCGCCCGUCCAACUUCAUUGGGAUCAAUGGGCAGAGGGAGGCGUAGCUCCGCUUGGCUAGGCCAGGGACCCGCACGGACCUGGCUGGGGGAAGCCUCCUUGGAAGAAGGACAAGAGUUGGGUUUCCUACCCCUCUCUUCCCUCUUCCAAAAGACGUCUCAAAGCGGCUUACAAUCUCGCACACAGUAGGGCUACUUCUCCAUAAAGAUUCUCAGGAUUUGUAUGGUCCAAGGCUUAUGAGGCCGGAACCAACUGGCUAUUGUGGGUUUUCUGGGCUGUGUGGCCCCCUGGUCUGGUGGUUUUUGCUCCUGACGGAUCGCCCGCCUCUUGGGUUGGCAUCUUCAGAGGCAGGACACAGUAAGAAGCUUUUCUCUCCGUGGCACAGCAGCUGCAACUUCAAAUGUGCUUUAUCCCCAGUGAGGUAUACAAAUGUAUACCUCGCCACACAGUCUCUCCACACUGUGUCAUGGAGAGAAACACAACUCGCAUGCCUCUGAACCAUAGACGCGGGCAAAAGGAUGGGAGCAAAAACUACCAGACCAGGACCACACAGACCGGAAAACCCGCAGCACCCUAUUCUUAGGAUUUCUUGGGACGGCUGCGCUUAGGCGGUCCAACGCACCUGUCAGAUUCACAAGCCUCCGAUCCCACCUGGGUUCUAGCCAGAAAAUAAAAGGAGGCGAGUCCCUCUCUGGUGGAGUUCAAGCAGAAACCCUUCUUGUCACAUGACUCGACAGUAAAUUUCAGUGGGGCUUCUUUUGUCAGGAUGCUCACGGGCCAGUGAUGGGAGACCCUGAACGUUUCAUGUAGGCUGCAGUGAAAACGCCGCUUGGUUGCCAGCCUGCCCCCAUAAAACAAGUGACGUUCACUUCCGAGGAUAGCCCGACAGUUGUCCCCCCUCCAUUAAUUUAAAGGGAUGGAGUUAACUGGCGGUUGGCGUCGCAGCCCAACAUGCAAUGAGUCUGAGCUAGGAGCGAAGCCAGUCGAUGUCAUUCCAAGCCAACGAGUUGGGGCGAAAAUAUGGUGGGUUCACACGUGCUGCUGGGGGUUUCACGGGGCAGAGCGCUGCGCUUCCGUUUCCAGCGCGCCCAACCAGGGGAGCAUCGCGGGCUGGAGCAUUUCAGCAGCCAAUCCCUUUUCUAUCUUUGCACCUUUCGACGGUGGCAACUGUGCCUUGCGGGUAGGUUGGGGGUGGAUAGAAAGUAUUUGGCUUCUUGAGCCGUCCCCCCUCCAAGCUCUAGUUAAGAAAGAUGAGACUCACUUUUGCAGCCAAUCGGAGAUUGCAAGUGGCAUCUCCGCGUUUUCACUACACUUCAGGACUUAAUCAGGUCUAAACAUCAAAAGCCUCCUGAACCACAAAUCAUCCUCGAUCCUAAACGCAUUUCCAUCUCUGCGGUUUUACUCGGAAGUAGUUCCCACUGAGUUUAAUGGGCCCCUUUACGUGGCAGUGGGGCAAGGGUGGAAGUAAUCAGAGUAAAUGCAACCGACUUCUAAAUCAGGCUGCAACUGCAACCCUUCCUUGUCCCUACUGACAGGGGUGGAAACGUCGCUGAAGUCAGUGGGGUUUCCUUGCCAGUGAGCAGCGCGCAGAACAAGCUCCUGCAGCCGCGUGGAAGGGAAGGGCUGGGUGCCGCCACAGAAACCCUAUUCCAAAUUUAUUUAUAGCACAGUAUUAUUCGAGGAACACAUGUAAAAUAAGUAUUCAAGCAUGAAUCAUAAAAGCACGCUCUAUAUAAUUUUUUAAAAUCAUUUUUUGUUUCGUAGGCUACAUAUGUGGUGUAUGCUUGUUUUAUAACGAACGAUGUACAGUGGAUACAGUAUUUUGAUCUUGGUUACAGUUUGUCGAGAUUUUUUUUUUUUAAUAAAGGUACUGACAAACUGC